This is a messenger RNA of Eupeodes corollae, 855 nucleotides long. RefSeq names its product 60S ribosomal protein L10 (gene RpL10). Gene Ontology annotation, molecular function: structural constituent of ribosome. The coding region runs from base 110 to 766 and encodes 218 amino acids. Gene Ontology annotation, cellular component: ribosome; cytosolic large ribosomal subunit. The transcript has 5 exons. Gene Ontology annotation, biological process: translation; ribosomal large subunit assembly. The record is from RefSeq and is a predicted model, not a curated record. Lineage: Eukaryota; Metazoa; Arthropoda; Insecta; Diptera; Syrphidae.
CCACUAUGGCCAGUAAUGGUGCAAUGUCGCAUUGGACAGGGACAGCUUCCGGCUGUCAUCGUUUCACUCCGUUCUUUUUCUUGUAGGCCAUCGAACAGAAGAUCCAAAGAUGGGUCGUCGUCCCGCAAGAUGUUAUCGUUAUUGUAAGAACAAGCCUUACCCCAAGUCCCGGUUCUGUCGUGGUGUCCCAGACUCCAAGAUCCGUAUCUUCGAUUUGGGAAGGAAGAAGGCUACCGUAGAAGACUUCCCGCUUUGCGUGCAUUUGGUCUCUGACGAAUAUGAACAGCUUAGUAGUGAAGCUCUUGAAGCCGGACGUAUUUGCUGCAACAAAUACCUCGUCAAGCACUGCGGUAAGGAUCAAUUCCAUAUCCGUAUGCGUCUCCAUCCAUUCCACGUUAUCCGCAUCAACAAGAUGUUGUCGUGUGCCGGAGCUGAUAGGCUCCAAACUGGAAUGAGAGGUGCUUUUGGUAAACCACAAGGUACUGUUGCUCGUGUCCACAUCGGACAGCCAAUUAUGUCUGUGCGUUCAAGCGAUCGUUACAAGGCUCAAGUUAUUGAGGCUCUGCGUCGUGCCAAGUUCAAGUUCCCAGGAAGGCAAAAGAUUUACGUCUCAAAGAGAUGGGGAUUCACCAAAUACGACCGUGAGCGUUAUGAGGAACUCCGUGAUGAAGGUCGUUUGGCACCUGAUGGUUGCCAAGUCAAAUACAGGCCAAUGCACGGACCAAUUGCCGCCUGGGAGAAGGUUCAACGUGAUAUUUACAGUUAGAUCGAUGUCUCUCAAAAGAGUGAUUUUUUAAAAAGAACAGAAAAUUAAGUUGGCAAUAAAAAACAUCUAAAAUGCCUCAAUAAAAAAUA